CUCUGCAUGUUAGUAACCAAAAAUGCAAAUUCUCUACACCCCCAGUUUCCAUACUUCAACCUAAGAUAGAGGUUCAAUCCCCGCUCGCCUUAUCGUUCUCUUCUGAUGAUAGUUCCAUCAUUCCUUCAAACAUGCCAAUGUCAAAAUUUAAGAUUGAUGAAAUCACAACAAGUUCCCGUUUAGAGUUGUUCAUCAAAGAAUCCAUGAGGCAGAAUUGCUUGGCCAUCAACGUCUACAAAGAGAAGAAUUCCAUCUUGGGUGUAGCUGUUGCCUGGUCUUGUCAGUCUGUCAACUACAUCCAGCUCAGAGAGCGUUUCGAUUCCAAUCUGGAUUUAGCCAAGGUUUCUAAGUUGAAAUCUUGGUUAGAGGCUCUCAUUCGACUGAAGGUCAAGUUUAUUGUUUAUGACAUACGAUCAACCGCCAAUGAUCUUCGCCCCUUGUUCCAUCGUUUACUCAACGAGAUGCUGUUUCGUGAUGUCGAUCUCUGCCAAUGGCUUUUGGAGCCGUCCAACUCUUCCGUCAGCCUACAGAAGCUUAGUAAGAUGUACAGUCAACAAGGAUCACCUACUAAAAUGUAUAGAGGCCGAGAAAAAAUCCUACACGAGUGUUGCGCUCUACUAGACAUCUUCCAUCAGCUAAAGCAACGCCUGAGUAAAGAGGAAUUAUUGCAACCUUACGUUGACGUGGAGAUGCCAAUGGUGGCCACAAUGCUAUGGAUGGAACAAAUCGGAAUCGCCUUCGAUCGUUCCAAUUGCGAAUUGAUUUUGCAGUUAUUGCGGAAUCAUUAGAAAAUGCUGGAGGAAGCCGCGCAUCGAAUAGCAGGGCGGUCGUUUUCGUUGACUAGCACAAAAGAAGUAUCCAAAAUAGUUGCAUCUUUGAACCUCUGUAUCGAGGAAAAAAAUCCACAAUCUUUCAUCAAUCCGUUAAAAAAGAAGUUCCAGCCACUUUCCGUCAGUAAAGCAUCGCUGAUAGAAUUAGGUCGAAUUCAUCCAUUGCCGAGAGUGGUAGUAGAAUUUCGUAGAGUCAGCGCUAUUAUUCAAACCAUCAUCUGCCCCUUGCUGCAAGCAUCCACAUUCCAUGUGAGUGGGGUGGAACGUAUAGCUUGAGAGUGCGAAUUCCGAAAUGCUACGGGCCGAGUUAAUAUUGUCCAACUGAAUUUACAACACAUCCCGAGGCCGUUUUCACUUUCUGAUGGCCGGAUGAUUAAUGUUAGAAGUGCUUUUCAUGCAGCUACAGGAACUACCUUGCUUUCUGCGGAUUAUUCCCAGCUAGAACUACGAAUAUUAGCGCAUUUGAGUGAAGAUACCGGGCUUUGUUCUAUUUUAAGUAAAACUAACGGUGAUGUUUUUCGCGGUAUCGUAUCAGUUUGGAAAAAGAAGAAACAGGAGGAUGUCACAAUUGUCACAGAUGAUGAAAGGCAACAGGCUAAACAAAUAUGCUACGGA
This is a messenger RNA of Daphnia pulicaria, 1445 nucleotides long. RefSeq lists its product as uncharacterized. Gene Ontology annotation, molecular function: nucleic acid binding; DNA-directed DNA polymerase activity. The record is from RefSeq and is a predicted model, not a curated record. Bases 132 to 788 code for a protein of 218 amino acids. Lineage: Eukaryota; Metazoa; Arthropoda; Branchiopoda; Diplostraca; Daphniidae. The transcript is spliced from 2 exons. Gene Ontology annotation, biological process: double-strand break repair via alternative nonhomologous end joining; DNA-templated DNA replication.